AUGGACUUAGCACGUAAGGAAGAAGUCAAGCCCUGUGUGCUGCCCGUGAUGUGUGUGUGACUGUGGGAGCUUUAUUUGGAAUGGCUUACCGCUUGUCCAAUGUGAUUGCCUUGUUCAUACGUUGAGUGCUUAUUCACGAAUCGGAUGCAUUUUCUCUAUCUUGACUAUGGGAAAGGCUAUAGGCCUAAACUAUGAUGAUAAUACUCUCCAAAAGUGCAGGCUACAAUGCCUUGGAUGGGUAACAAAAAUGGCCGCAUGUGUGUGAUGAGUUCACUGUAAUUUGCUAACAAUUGACAGCAAAACCGGACCGAUAAUUUGGCACGUGUGUGGACCACUCGUUGGCCCAUUCAUUAUUUCCUGGAUAUCGGUCUAAUUCUAUGCGCAGUAAGGGAUCUGUGCGUGUGUUACUCGCGCCGCUGAUAAGAUGUGCGCGCGCGCGCGAGGAAGUGGCAGGCAGCAGGAAUCCCCACUAUCACAAAAGCCUGCACCGCACCAGCAGAGAAAAGGGGCUGUAUUGAGAAAAGGAGCGUGGCGUACAAUGUUCCACGGCCCCGCCACAAUUUGAUAGGCUACACUCCCCGUGCCAGGGAAUGAGUGAAACCACCAUUGUUUGUUUGUUGAACAACAACCGGACUUUGUUUAUUUGUGCUGAGCUGGUGAAUGGACGUAGAUCGGGUCGGUAUAGCUGUGGCAGCGUCUGGUCCGAAGGCAGAGGGCAGCAGACGCAUGCUAUUGAUUUUGCCUUCAGAUUUGUCUGAGGAGUGUAGAAUCCAAUCUAAUGUCACUAUUUAGAUGACCUCUUAAUCCUGACCAUCUGAAUGUGAUAAUCUCAGUCAUUAUAAAAGGUUUAUGUGAAUGAACCUUUUGCCUGUAAAUAUUUUGUUGCAUUGUAAUUUCAGAACAUGUCCAUAAUAUAACUGGCGCUAAUAGUGGAAUGAUAGUGUUUCACAGUAUUACUUACCCGCCAGUGUUGUGAUUGGCUGUGAUAUUCGCCUAUUGAUUUCUUCUGCUGGAGCGGCAUCUGGUGUCAAAAUGUUAUUACUUUGUGGCUGUGUUAUCUAGUGGAAAACAAUCGCGCCGGAGGGGAUGGCUGCCGUUUUAUGGGCUCUUAACCAACUGUGCUAUUUUGUUAGUUUUUUCGCAUUGUUUGUAACUUAUUUUGUACAUAAUGUUGCUGCUAUUGUUAUUUUACUGCUGCUCUUUAAUUAUUUGUUACUUUUAUUUCUUAUUUUUCUUAGGUAUUCUUUCUUAAAACUGCAUUGUUGGUUAAGGGCUUGUAAGUAAGCAUUUCACUGUAAGGUGUGACAAAUAAAAUUUGACAAGUGAAAUCAAUAAGGGAUCAUAGCUUUCACCUGGAUUCACCUGGUCAGUCUGUCAUGGAAAGAGCUGGUGUUCUUAAUGUUUUGUACACUCCGUGUAUUAUGGACAUUUUCUGAAAUUACAAUGCAAAAAUACAAAUGAAUCCUAAGUGUACCACCUUUAAUGUAGGCUUAUGGCACUGUUCAAAUGAAUGCAUCUUUCUUUCCUUCCUUGGGUGAUAUAGCCUAUAACAACUGGUUUGGUGGAAAGCUAGUCAAGGAAGGAAUGACGGUUGGAAUCAGUCCAUCUUUAAUGUGACAACCCUUAUUCCAUGUGCGUAGGCAGAAUAUUUGGCUUUGUACUGGCCGGUGUACGUUCUUGAUUUUUUUGAGUUUGUUAUUUGCUUACUGCACUGCUGCAUAGAUUAAAGGGUGGAAGCAGCAGUCUCCUGCCUUUCCCAGAAUGAAUCACCCAAGCAGAGCCAGAGAGACCAACAUGCCCUAUGCCUCACACUCAUGUCUGUCACAGGGCCACGUCCCAAAUGGCACCCUAUUUCCUAUAUACUGCACAACGUUUGACCAGAACGCUAUGGAGGAAUAGGGUGGCAUUUGGGAUGCACACACUCGUGUUUGUCUCACACCCAUAGAGGUACAGUCUGGAGCUGGACUUGGUAAUUGUAUCUUCUGAAUAAGUGGAUGUUAUGACAUGUCCAAUCUCUGUUAGAAUAUAGCAGACAUUACAACCUGGUUUUCUUCAUUUAAAUCAGGCCUGAGAGGAUAUAUAUAUAUAUAUAUAUAUAUAUACACACUCCCCCUGACCUGCUCUUUCCUACUCUUUCACCUCUCCACCCAUCCCCCCUUUUCGUCUCGCUCUCUUUCUGCAUAUCUUGCUGCUCUUUAAUUAUUUAUAUUUUUUACAUAACACUUAUUUUUCAUAAAACUGCAUUGUUGGUUAAGGGCUUGUAAGUAAGCAUUUCACUGUAAGGUUGUAUACACCUGUUGUAUUCGGCGCAUGUGACAAAUACAAUUAGAUUUGUCUUGGCUUUUUUCUCUUUCAUUCAUUUCUCCUUUCCCCCUCUCUGGUAACUGUUAAGACAGCAGUUGGUAGGAGUCCUUAGAGGAGAGAGACUGGAGGAAGACAGCAGUUGGUAGGAGUCCUUAGAGGAGAGAGACUGGAGGAAGACAGCAGUUGGUAGGAGUCCUUAGAGAGAGACUGGAGGAAGACAGAGGGUCAUGUGACACGAUGAGUUACUGUAUGUCAUGAGAUGCUGCUCGUUAAGGGCUGGGGGAUGUGAUGAGCUGUGUGUGUGUGUGUGUGCUGGGGGUUGUGAUAAGCUGUGGUCAGGAUGUAAUUAUGUGUCCAAAACAAACGAUCAGCAUCAAAUGACAGUGCAUUGAUUUUGGUUAAAUUAUAUUUGACAUAGUAGUUAAGUAUGAUUUAAAAGUCGCUCUGGAUAAGAGCGUCUGCUAAAUGACAGAAAUUAAAGUAAUGAUGAUGGGAUAAAUGUGAUUAUUGUUGUUGUUAAAAUAAAUAUGAUUUUAUAUGUAUUUUUAUUAAUAUGUUAAGAUGGCCAUCUUGUUUCUGGCAGUGUAAUCCUCUUAUCUAGAGGCACACAGUCUGACCUGAGGCUUGUGGUAGCAGGUGCUCGGUGUGUGUGUGUGUGUGUGUGUGUGUGGGGGGGGGGGGGGCUUGACGAAAGGGGUGGUGGGUUUAGGGUUGGGAUGGUUGUAGAGAAGUCAAUAGAGAUUGGCUAAAGUAGCAGCCCCUCACCCAUAUCCUCCUCUCCCCACAACACACACACACCAUCCGACACACAUGGCAUACCCCACAAUCCCGAGCAAGCUCUGCUAGAAUUGAAUAACACAGCCUCUGAGUGUACAGGCUAUAGUAGCGAUGUUGCAGCAAAGCUCACUAAUUGCUCCGCGCUACCCCAGGAGUCCUAGCAGCCAGCCCUGCUCGGGAGUACAUUGUGGCUCCAAGGCAAUCCGGGUUACUGGCCUCCUUUGUGAUUCUCAAUUGACUGAGAGAAACCCAGAGUGACGGCUAUUACUGGGUCCUCUCUGCUUCCUUGUGAUGGGGAGAUAGACAGAGAGAAAAGGCUUACCCUCAGUUGUUUGUUUGAGUGUACAUGAAUGGAUGUUGCCUUAAGAUGUUGAUUGUGUGUGUGUGCGGAUGUGUGUUUCAUUUGAUGACCUUUGAGGAUGUAGCAUAGACUUAAAUUAAUAGAGCAUUCACAGAAACUGAGAAUCAAGAAACUUCAAUGGAGAUCCAUUUGUAACAUUUAUAGGAUUUAGAUCUAUAAUGUCUAGUAUUUGUCCUCUCAUAGGGGUCACCAGAGGUCACAAAAUGUGCUAUUUUUUAACGAUUCUCUGUGCUUUUAAUGCUGUGUGGACACACACACUCCUGCAUGCAUAACACAGAGAUGAUCUGCUGUGGCGUUUUACACAAAAACAGACACUCUGAUCCUUCAUAAUCCCUCCAUCACGAGCUGUCUGUCAUCUGGCUGCAUGGCAAGCAGGGGCAAGGGGAGGGCUCUGGUUCGUUGUUGGUUCACACCCGUCCCUGACCAGCCAUCUUUGUGUGCUGGUGACCACUCCCUGAUGCUGCUUUCUGUGCUCAAAAGGAAUGAUUUUGUAUGUUUGUGUAUGCAGCUGACUCUCUCCUUGCUCUUCUCUCCUUUUGGACUUACAGUAUGUAGGCUAUGUGUACACUCUCCCUUUCAUCUCAUCCUCUUGUAUUUUAAGUCCCAGAAGCCCUCUCUCUUAUUCUCUACUUCUCAGGAGUGCACCCACUCUCUCGUCUCCAUCAAGCUCCUUCAAGUACUGAACAGCUUCUUUCUCUCCUGAGUGUCUGCUGUCUCAGCCCUAUCCUCUCAAAAACUAGAGUUCGCUCCUUUCCUCUCCUCUCGUUAGACCUUAGUGUGCUCUCUCCUCAUCUCGUCUCCUCCUCUAAGAGCUUACUCUGGGCCCAUUCCUCUCCUCUUUUAAGACCAACAUUUGUCUCUCUUCUUCUUUAAGAGUGUACUCUCCCUCUUCAUAUUCUCUCUCUUUCCCUUCCACUUCACACUCUCUCCUUCCUCUCUCUCCUUCCCCUCUCUCCUUCCUCUCUCUCCUUCCCCUCGCUCCUUCCUCUCUCUCCUUCCCUCCCUCCUCUCUCUCCUUCGUCUCUCUCCUUCGUCUCUCUCCUUCGUCUCUCUCCUUCGUCUCUCUCCUUCGUCUCUCUCCUUCCUCUCUCUCCCUCCUCUCUCUCCUUCCUCUCCUGUCCACUUCUUUAAGUGUUUUCUCUCUCCCUGCUUUCCUGUCCUCCUUUACCUUGGCCGUAGAGAGACAGACCCUGGAGGGGCCCAGUGGUGCGGAUGAUUCGAUGAGGAGGAAGAAUUGCCCAAGUGCCUUUGCUGCCAUUAACAUUCUUCCAGGGGAUAUCUUUCACUCCCAAUCAGCGUGCAGGGCCUUAUUGUAAUCUGCAUUGCGUAAUGAAACCGGCCAGUAAGCCUCGCUCUUGCGCUCUUGCGCUUUCUCUCUGCUGUAAUGGGCCAAUUAGCACUAACGUGACGGAUGGGCCACGAUUGAGCAGAUUCAAUGGAGAGAAGGCUGAUAUGAUGGAGGGUGGUGAAAUAAAAUUGCUGGUCGUUAAAACCGUUGCACAGGAAGUAGGAUUGUAAUAUCCUGUGAUCUGCUUGCAUUGCCAGUCAGAUAACGAGGCUGUUAAUAUGUGUCCCAAAUGGCACCUUUUCCCUAUAUAGUGCGCUACUUUUUUUCCUAUAUAGUGCACUACUUUUUGUACGAAAGUAGUAGACUAUAUAGGGAAUAGCGUGCCAUUUGGGGCGCAAACUUUACUGUCUGUAAUUCUAUGGUGGCCGUACUUGUGUGACCAUAUUGUGACACAGUGGUCCAGAUUGGAGCUGAAGGUCAAAAGUCAUCAGUAGGGUUUGACCUCCUUGGUCAUCUCAGAUAGGGUUGGAAAAUUCCAGUAACAUUGCCAAAGUCCCGGUUGGAAGAUUCCUUGAAUCGGGAUGAAAUAAGCAGAAAAUCCGGAAUCCUCCAACCCAGAUUUCUAUGGAAAACCUGGGAAUUGUUGGAAAGUUAUCGGAAUUUUGCAACCCUAAUCUCAAGACCUGCUGCCAUGGCUAAGACCUAAGCAGUGGGUGAUUAUUUUCAUUGUUUGAUGGCUUCCUCUGCUAACCCAUUUCAUCUCAUCAGAGUUAUUCAGAGCUGCCUGCGUGGGAUGGAGGGAUCGGGCUUAAUGCUGCUGACCUGUAGUGUUUAUUAAUAAGCUACUGUUUACCACUCUCUCAAUGGACCUGGGAUGGAGGGAGGAGGUUAGAGGGAAGGGAGGAUGCAGGAGAGCAGGAAUGGAAGAAGAGAAAUAGAGAGAAAUUACUCAAGGUUAGACUGAACGCAUAACCCUGCCUGUCAUUCUCAUAUAAUAGAGGACAUUUACAUUUUGACUGAAUGACAUUCAGGCUGAUGAUGUAAGCAAUGUCCUUAAGUGGCUGUGGACACAAUGGCCAUCAGAGUCGUGCUGGAGGAACAAUUGCCCCCAUCAGUGCCUGGGAUCCCUGUCCUAGUCUGGUCUCCUCUGGACAAGAAUGAGAUGACUCAUCAGAGAGAGAAUAGAGAGAGAGGGAGCGAGAGUGGGUGUCAGAUACAGAUUGUGUAAACCCCUGUUCUAGGGCUGGGGGAUAUUUUAUGUUUUUGAAUAAUAAAAGGUCAAAAUUUGCUUUAUGAGUAGUGCGUAACCCUAGGGUGGCAACACAUACAUUCUAAGUGAUUUCAAUUGGUCUUUCUCCAUUCGGAUUGUUUUAUACUGUUCAAUUAAACUUCAACCAAAAAUAAUUGUCAUUCAUUUCUGAAUUUCCUGCACUCAUUUGAGAUCAUUUCCAAACUGCCACGUAGGGCUGCACAAUAUGGGCAAACAAUCUAGGCCUUAUUUUUUACCAACUGUUGCAAUUGCGAUUUGGCUUGUGAUUUAGAGCAAAACACUUGGGUGAACUGUUGGAAUCAUGGAAAUAGAACGAUUAUUCAAAUUCAAUAGUUAGAAUAUAAUAGUGGGCACUUUGAAUACAGUGUUUGACAUGACAACAAAUAAAAAUCCCAGGGAGGAGUUAUUGUGUCAGUGUUUCCUAGAGGAAAUCUUUGGCUACAUUGAAUGUUUUCUCUUAGCUUCUUCAUGUAUCUAACAUAUUCUUGCUUCACGUAUUCCUCUUUGAUUUAGAAGAUACUGUUGCACAAAAAACAUGCAGAUGUACAGUACCAGUCAAAAGUUUGGACACACCUACUCAUUCCAGGGUUUUUCUUUAUUUCGACUUUUUUCUACAUUGUAGAACAAUAGUGAAGACAUCAUGAAGCUGGUUGACAGAAUGCCAAGAGUGCGCAAAGCUGUCAUCAAGGCAUAGGGUGGCUACUUUGAAGAAUUAUUGGCAGACUAAAUAGCCUUUCUCAAAUGACUGCCUCAACCUGGUUCACCAACUACUUCUCAGAUAGAUUUCAAUGUGUCAAAUCGGAGGGCCUGUUGUCUGGACCUCUGGCAGUCUCUAUGGGGGUGCCACAGGGUUCAAUUCUCGGGCUGACUCUAUUCUCUGUGUAUAUCAAUAUCAAUGAUAUUUUUUUUUAUUGGGAGGUGUUGAAUGGAGUUGAAGGAUGGGACUAAUAACAACUAACAACAAAUAAUAACAAGAUAACUAAUAAUGUAAGCAUACUGUGUCCAUAAUAAGUAUAUUGGUUGUAUGUUGGGAGCUUUUGGGAAAGAGCACAGUUAUAAAGAUAUGGCAUAUAGAAGCAAACCGGAUGGACAUCAUGAAAAUGAUCGGAGAGGUUGUGAGUAGAAGAAGUUCAGGAGAAAAAACAAACAAACAAAAUAUAAUUAUUGUAAAAUUGACUGUGUCCAUAAAAUGUAGAUAGUAAGUAUAAGCCUGAAGUAGAGGCCUAAGCAUUGUUGUUCACUAAUUUACCCCAAGUAGGGAAAGGAUGGCGGGGGCAAUGUAAUAAAGGGGAGUAUAUAUAUAUAUAUAUAUAUAUAUAUAUAUAUAUAAAAAAAAACAUGGGGGACUGGAAGUGAUGCAGACAAUUACAUUGAUGGAAGUUACAAUCUAUCUGCAAUAUUAAGCUGAUCUACCCCCCCCCCCCCCCCCCCCCAAAAAAAAAAUGAUGUCGCUCUUGCUGCUGGUGACUCUCAGAUCCACCUCUACGCAGACGACACCAUUUUCUAUACAUCUGGCCCUUCAUUGGACAGUGUUAACAAACCUCCAAACGAGCUUCAAUGCCAUACAACACUCCUUCCGUGGCCUCAAACUGCUCUUAAAUGCUAGUAAAACUAAAUGCAUGCUCUUCAAUCUGCUUGCACCCGCCCGCCCGACUAGAAUCACUACUCUCGGCGGGUCUGAUUUAGAAUAUGUGGACAACUACAAAUACCUAGGUGUCUGGUUAGACUGUAAACUCUCCUUCCAGACUCGCAUUAAGCAUCUCCAAUCCAAAGUUAAAUCUAGAAUCGGCUUCCUAUUUCGCAACAAAGCCUCCUUCACUCAUGCUGCUAAACAUGCCCUCGUAAAACUGACUAUCCUACCGAUCCUUGACUUCUGCGAUGUCAUUUACAUCUAAAAUAUAUUUUGAUUUGUUUAACACUUUUUUGGUUACAACAUGAUUCCAUAUGUGUUAUUUCAUAGUUUUAAUGUCUUCACUAUUAUUCUACAAUGUAGAAAAUACACUGCUUAAAAAAAAUAAAGGGAACACUUAAACAACACAUCCUAGAUCUGAAUGAAUGAAAUAAUCUUAUUAAAUACUUUUUUCUUUACAUAGUUGAAUGUGCUGACAACAAAAUCACACAAAAAUGAUCAAUGGAAAUCAAAUGUAUCACCCCAUGGAGGUCUGGAUUUGGAGUCACCCUCAAAAUUAAAGUGGAAAACCACACUAGUGGACAGUUUGAUUUCACAGAAGUGUGAUUGACUUGGAGUUACAUUGUGUUGUUUAAGUGUUCCCUUAAUUUUUUUGAGCAGUGUAGUUCAAAUAAAGAAAAACCCUUGAAUGAGUAGGUGUGUCCAAACUUUUGACUGGUACGGUAGGUCUACUCUACACAAUCACUGGUAUUAUCAGGCUGUAUAGCUAGUUAUGUUUGCUAGUACAUUUAUUAGCUAGCGAUUAGUGGCUAGCAAAAUUUAGGCCCAACUUACUAAGAAAAGAUAAACUAGCUGUUUGCAGACGUAAGAAACACAAACUAAUAGUGUAAUUAUAGAACGCUAGCCGAUUUAUAUUAACAAGCAAAGUGAAAACAGCAUCGUUGUCAUCAACACUGUUGCAUGUGCUGCAUUGACCAUGCAGAGACAGAACGCAAGUGUUUCGUGCUCGAGGAACAACAAAUGCGCUCCUUGGGUGACAGGGGCGGGGCUAGGUCUGUGUGGAAAACGGCAUGGAGAGAGAGAGCUGACUGAAGUAGCGAAGGAAACCUAUAAAAAUGGACGUUACACACGGCAUAUCACAUUUAACAAACUAAACAUUCAAAUACCGUUAUAGAAGGUUAAGUAUGAACCCAAACCGGUCCUUGCAUCAAUACAAGUAUAUCGUAAAAUACGGUGUACCUCCCAGUCCAACCCUGGUCAUAAGCAUUGUCUAAUGAGCGUGUUCUUGUUUCUUUCUUUCACUCUCUCUCUAUCUCUUUCUCUCUCUCUUUCUCUUUCCUCUCUCUUGCUCUCUCUCUCUUUCCUCUCGCGCUCUCUCUUUCCCCCUUACUCUCUUUCCCUCUUCUCCCUCUCUCUCUCUUUCCCUUCACUCUCUCUCCUAUAGGUUUCCAGAGUUGAGGGAUGAGUAGACUGUAGAAGGACAGGGAGGGUUGGGGUUAACCGUCAGGCACCGGUAAGAUCACCACUUGUCCUUUAUCCUACAGGUGUCAUUAUAGAUCCUUUACUUUCUGUGAGAGUGUAUUAUAUGUGUCCGUGUUUAGGCUAUGGGAUUGUGUGGGUGUGUUUUAAAUGCAUGUUUAUUUGAAUGCACUUUCCAUGUUUAAAAGCAUCUGUGUGUUUGUGUGUGUGAGAGAGAUAACUAUAGAGGAUGUCUGUUUGUAUAUAAACAAGCGUUUGUGUGGAUGUAAUGUACUGAAUGUGCCAGGAGUGUUAAGCCAGUCUUAAGGCUGGUCCUUGGAGCUACUCUCUCUCCCUGGUCUAGACUGAUGUUAUCAGAGCAGAGUGGUGUUGCCCCUGGCUACUACCACUAUCUGACUAGCCUUGUGUUGCCCCUGGCUACUACCACUAUCUGACUAGCCUUGUGUGCCCCUGGCUACUACCACUAUCUGACUAGCCUUGUGUUGCCCCUGGCUACUACCACUAUCUGACUAGCCUUGUGUUGCCCCUAGCUACGACCACUAUCUGACUGUAUCCUUGUGUAGCCCCUGGCUACUACCACUAUCUGAAUUUAGCCUUGUGUUGCCCCUGGCUACUACCACUAUCUGACUAGCCUUGUGUUGCCCCUGGCUACUACCACUAUCUGACUGUAGCGUUGUGGUGCCCCUGGCUACUACCACUAUCUGAAUUUAGCCUUGUGUAGCCCCUGGCUAGUACCACUAUCUGACUAGCCUUGUGUUGCCCCUGGCUACUACCACUAUCUGACUGUAGCCUUGUGUUGCCCCUGGCUACGACCACUAUCUGACUGUAGCCUUGUGUUGCCCCUGGCUACUACCACUAUCUGACUGUAGCCUUGUGUUGCCCCUGGCUAGUACCACUAUCUGACUAGCCUUGUGUUGCCCCUGGCUACUACCACUAUCUGACUGUAGCCUUGUGUUGCCCCUGGCUACUACCACUAUCUGACUGUAGCCUUGUGUUGCCCCUGGCUACUACCACUAUCUGACUGUAGCGUUGUGGUGCCCCUGGCUACUACCACUAUCUGACUUUAGCCUUGUGUUGCCCCUGGCUACUACCACUAUCUGACUAGCGUUGUGGUGCCCCUGGCUACUACCACUAUCUGAAUUUAGCCUUGUGUUGCCCCUGGCUACUACCACUAUCUGACUGUAGCCUUGUGUUGCCCCUGGCUACUACCACUAUCUGACUGUAGCCUUGUGUUGCCCCUGGCUACUACCACUAUCUGACUUUAGCCUUGUGUUGCCCCUGGCUACUACCACUAUCUGACUGUAGCCUUGUGUUGCCCCUGGCUACUACCACUAUCUGACUUUAGCCUUGUGUUGCCCCUGGCUACUACCACUAUCUGACUAGCGUUGUGGUGCCCCUGGCUACUACCACUAUCUGAAUUUAGCCUUGUGUAGCCCCUGGCUACUACCACUAUCUGACUAGCCUUGUGUUGCCCGUGGCUACUACCACUAUCUGACUAGCGUUGUGGUGCCCCUGGCUACUACCACUAUCUGAAUUUAGCCUUGUGUAGCCCCUGGCUACUACCACUAUCUGACUAGCCUUGUGUUGCCCGUGGCUACUACCACUAUCUGACUUUAGCCUUGUGUUGCUCCUGGCUACUACCACUAUCUGACUGUAGCCUUGUGUUGCCCCUGGCUACUACCACUAUCUGACUAGCCUUGUGUUGCCCCUGGCUACUACCACUAUCUGACUAGCCUUGUGUUGCCCCUGGCUACUACCACUAUCUGACUGUAGCCUUGUGUUGCCCCUGGCUACUACCACUAUCUGACUGUAGCCUUGUAUUUCCUCUGGCUACUACCACUAUCUGAAUGCAGUGUUGCCCCUGGCUACCACCACUAUCUGACUAUAUCAUUGUCUCUACAGUUCCACCCUGACAACCCAGUCACAACCAUGAUUACAGUCAGAGGAAGAGAUCCGCUGUAUCUGCUAUUUACACUGGUACACAGGAGGGUGUGUGUUUGGGGGACCGAGUGGCGCAGCGGUCUAAGGCACUGUAUUGCAGUGUUAGAGGCGUCACUACAGACCCGGGUUCGAUCCUGGGCUGUAUCGCAACCGGCCGUGAUCGGGAGUCCCUUAGGGUGGCGCACAAUUGGCCCAGCAUCGUCCGGGUUAGGGGAGGGUUUGACCGGUGUAGGCCGUCAUUGUAAAUAAGAAUUUGUUCUUAACUGACUUGCCUAGUUAAAUAAAGGUUAAAUAAGUAAAACACUCUAUGGCAGUGCAGACACCUGUAUACUGCUAAUAUAAUAUUGAUAUAACACUAUUUGUGAGCACACUUUCUGAUGUUAGCACAUCUCUGUUCCGUAUUGCUAACCCAUGGCAAAUGCUCACCAAACAUCCAAACCCUGGAGCCUUCAGUUUAAUGCACCACUUUUUCCAGUCAACUGCUUUUCACGACACUUAUUCAUCCCAUAAUGCUUUGCGUCAGCUGGACUGCUCACCUGAUCUUCUUCUUCGGGGCUGUAUGUUUACAGAUGUGUUAAUUUUUUUAUUUUGGGGGGGAAAGAUACAGCUACAUCAUACACCAUGAACAUUUUUCAAUUUCUAACAGUGGAAUUUUUCUACAAUGUUGUGCUGCUGUCAUGUUGUGCUGCUGCCAUGUUGUGUUGCUACCGUGUUGUUGUCAUGUUGUGUUGCUACCAUGCUAUGUUGUCAUGUUGUGUUGCUGCCAUGUUGUGUUGUUGUCUUAGGUCUCUCUUUAUGUAGUGUUGUGGUGUCUCUCUUGUCGUGAUGUGUGUUUUAUCCUACAUUUUAUUUUUUAUCCCAGCCCCUGUCCCCGCAGGAGGCCUUCUGCCUCUUGGCAGGCCAUCAUUGUAAAUAAGAAUUUGUUCUUAAUUCUUAAUAAAUAAAAUAAAUAGAAAUGAGUGCAUAUACCAGAUACUAUGUAUUUUGGAGAUCUACCGCAGUGAUAGAGAGUACCGCACUUUGAGAACUGAGAGAGGGAGGGAGAGAGAAUCCAGAGUAGAUUCUGUAAUCCUGUGUUUUUGCAGUAGGAUUAAAAUCCCGCUCAGAUUUGCUGUGGAUGGGGGUGGGGUUUACUGGGAAGAGGGAGGGGGGUGGGGCUGACUGGGACUAGGGAGGGGGUGGGGCUUACUGGGAAGAGGGAGGGAGGGAUUAGGGACUGCAGAUCAUAUCCUCUUAAACUACAGCUGUUUAAGAGGGGGAGGGGCAUUGAGAGCGAAGGGGAGGGGUUUACAGGAGGACCAUCUAAUGGUGUAGAAUGUAGAUGGAAUGAAGAUGUCACCUAGACACAGAUCUAAGAUCAGUUUGUGUCAGUAUCAGUCACCUGUAGAAAGGGAGAGGAGUCUCGAAGGGCAGCCGAAAGAGUCUGGAAAAGAUUUCAUGAUUGCAUGUGAACUCAAACAAACCCUCAACAGCAGGAGAGGAUUAGGUGUAAGGGGGGGCUAGGAGGGUGUGUUUGUGGUGGGGGUGAGGUAUUAAAGGGAGUGUUGAGGGAGGGGAUUGAGAACGACUGAAUCUGUGUCCACAUAUGUGUGAACCAGCUAUCUGUCUCCAUCUCUCUCUCUCUCUGUCCUUAGUGUCUCUCUCCUCAUUAUUUCAUAUACUUCUAUUUAUUUCAUCUCUUAUCUCUCUUUCAUCUAUUAUCUCUGUCUUUCAUCUCUUAUCUCUGUUUAAUUGCUUUUAGUUUAAUCCCCCUUCUAUUGUUUCUCUGUCUUUCAUCUCCUCUGUGCAUCUUUCUCUCCCUCUCUUCCUCUCUUUGAGGUUAGAGACUGUUGUUCAUUGUGUAGUAGACUGAAUGUUAAGGGCAGAGGAGCUUUAGACCAACUAUCACUUAGUGGUGGUGGUUCACUUGUGGUUAGGUUAGCAUAGCUGUGGUCGAGGAGCGGUCGAAGAGCGGUCAUGGCUAUGGAGGACGCCUGUCCCAACGGGGUGGAGGUAGAGGUGGAGUCCCCUCCGGAUGCAGGUGGGACGGGAGAGCAAGGCGAGACAGGAGAGGGGGCGGCCGGGGAGGGGGCGGCUGCUGAGCCCACAGAGGGGGCCGACACAUCCGGAGGUGAGAUUCUCAGUUGCAGAUAUUGAUACUGUGGGAAAAUGUUGUUGCCAGAUAGAUAGAUAAGGUUGCCAGCUAGAUAUAGUUUAGCUGUGAGUCUUGGCACUUUCUUAGUCAGCUGUUUCUGUGGCACACACCUCCCGGUGAACACAUAGGCUUAUGACCCUCUCUCACCAAGGUGUGUGUGUGAAUGAGUGCACACUCUUUUUCAUAUGCAUGAUGUAACGAAAAGGUAUGUGUGUGUGUGUGUGUGUGCGUGUGUGUGUGUAUGAGAUAUUUCUAUCAUCCUCAUGAAUUACUAUGAGAUUUAGGCAGAGAUCCAUUUAUAUAAAGCCUGGAUAUUACUAUAUUAUGAUAGAUACAGUGCAUUCGGAAAGUUUUCAGACCCCUUGACUUUUUCCACAUUUUGUUACGUUACAGCCGUAUUCUAAAAUGGAUUAAAUAGUUUUCCCCCCUCAUCAAUCUACACAUAAUACCCCAUAAUGACAAUGCGAAAACAAGUUUUUAGACAUUUUUACAAAUUUAUAGAAAUAAAAACCCCCCGGAAAUAUCACAUUUACAUAAGUAUUCAGACCCUUUACUCAGUACUUUGUUGAAGCACCUAUGGCAGCGAUUACAGCUACGAGUCUUCUUGGAUAUGACGCUACAAGCUUGGAACACCUGUAUUUGGGGAGUUUCUCCCAUUCUUCUCUGCAGAUCCUCUCAAGCUCUGUCAGGCUGGAUGGGGAGCGUUGCUGCACAGCUAUUUUCAGGUCUCUCCAGGGAUGUUAGAUCGGGUUCAGGCUGGGCCACUACAGGACAUUCAGAGACUUGUCCCAAAGCCACUCCUGCGUUGUCUUGGCUGUGUGCUUAGGGUCGUUGUCCUGUUGGAAGGUGAACCUUCACCCCAGUCUGAGGUCCUGAGCACUCUGGGGCAGGUUUUCAUCAAGGAUCUCUCUGUAUUUUGCUCCAUUCAUCUUUCCCUCGAUCCUGACUAGUCUCCCAGUCCCUGCCGCUGAAAAACAUCCCCACAGCAUGAUGCUGCCACCACCAUGCUUCACCGUAGGGAUGGUGCCAGGUUUCCUCCAGAUGUGACGCUUGGCAUUCAGUCCAAAGAGUUCAAUCUUGGUUUCAUCAGACCAGAGAAUAUUGUUUCUCAUGGUCUGAGAGUCCUUUAGGUGCCUUUUGGCAAACUGCAAGCGGGCUGUCAUGUGCUUCCGUCUGGCCACUCUACCAUAAAGGCCUGAUUGGUGGAGUGCUGCAGAGAUGGUUGUCCUUCUGGAAGGUUCUCCCAUCUCCACAUAGGAACUCUGGAGCUCUAUAAGAGUGACCAUUGGGUUCUUGGUCACCUCCCUGACCAAGGCCCUUCUCCCCCGAUUGCUCAGUUUGGCCAGGCGGCCAGCUCUAGGAAGGGUCUUGGUGGUUCCAAACUUUUUCCAUUUAAGAAUGAUGGAGGCCACUGUGUUCUUGGGGACCUUCAAUGCUGCAGAAGUAUUUUGGUACCCUUCCCCAGAUCUGUGCCUCGACACAAUCCUGUCUUGAAAAUCUACGGACAAUACCUUCGACCUCAUGGCUUGGUUUUUGCUCUGACAUGCACUGUCAACUGUGGGAACUUAUAAAGACAGGUGUGUGCCUUUCCAAAUCAUGUCCAAUCAAUUGAAUUUACCACAGGUGGACUCCAAUCAAGUUGUAGAAACAUCUCAAGGAGGAUAAUUGGAAACAGGAUGCACUUGAGCUCAAUUUUGAGUCUCAUAGCAAAGGGUCUGAAUACUUAUGUAAAUAAGGUAUUUCUGUUUUUUAUUUUAAAUACAUUUGCAAAAAUGUUUUGGGGGUAUUGUGUGUUGAUUGAGGAACAUUUUUUAUUGAAUCCAUUUUAGAAUAAGGCUGCAACGUAACAAAAUGUGGAAAAAGGGAAGGGGUCUACAUACAUUCCGAAUGCACUGUAUAUUAUAUGAUUAUAUUAUACUACAUGACCGUAGCGUGGGAAACCAGAGAGAGACCAGCAGAAAGAGAUAGAGAGUGGAGGAGAAACUGUGAAGAGAACUAGAUUCUUGCAGAGGACUUCAUUGUCUUCAUGGCUUUACAUAUUUAAUCUCAGGCACACACAAACACGCACGCGCGCACACACACACACAAAUGCAUGCACACAAACACGCACACACGUACACACACACCUCCACAGGGCUGUAAGUGUAUUACAGGGGCUUACAGGGGCUUUGAGACCCUAGGUUUAAGGUCUUAGCUCCAUGAUACCUGCCUAGUCCACACCUCUCUCCUUGUCAGGACAAGAGAGGACACACAGGGUCAGAGGAGUCUUCAUCUCUGGACCAGACUGAAAUUGAAUUAAUUGAGAUAAUUGGAAAGAAGAUAUAAUCAUAUCAAACCACUAUUGUCUGUCUAGUGGACUUCUGGAUUGACGUUUUUUUCCAUUGAAGAACAUUAUUUUCCAUUGAGGAACAUUUACAGGGGCCGAUGGACAAGCUUCAGCGAGAAAACCAAACUACCAAAAAAAACAACAGAGGAAGUGAUUUGUAGGCUUGUGUAGUUUUUGAUGCAGUCUUUGUCUGAAGGGAUUACAGUUUGGAUUUGAAUUGGACAGUUUUUAUUGCUGUGACCUAUCAACUGCAGUGAAAAGGACUGGUCUAUUGAACUACAUUGAGAGAGAGUGAAUGAACUACAGGCAUGGCCGCAGGUUGCACAAACUUCUACUGUAUUUUAUUGGCAUGGGAAUUCUAAGUAAAAUUUGAAUGUGGUUGUUUGUUUUGGCUGGACUGUGCAAAAGCAGUAUGAGAGGGUACAGGGGUCACUAAGGCCUACACUUUCACUGGCUCUUUCUUCUUUUCAACUAACUCUUUUUUUGCGUGUGUCUUGCAUCUACAGUAUGUUUGUGACUCACUCUCUUCCCCCUCUCUCUGUAUAACUAACACAUCUCCCUCUCUCUCUCCCCUCUCUCCCCCAUCCCUCCCUCUCUCCCCAUCCCUCACUCUCUCCCCCAUCCCUCCCUCUCUCCCCAUCCCUCACUCUUUCCUCCCUCCCUCCCUCCCUCCCUCCCUCCCUCCCUCCCUCCCUCCCUCCCUCCCCCUCCCUCCCCCACCUUCCCUAUGUCCUCCCUCUCUCUCUCCCUCUCCUCUCCCCCCACAGCGAUGCAGCAGGUGUUGGACAACCUGGGGGAGCUGCCCACCUCCACGGGGGCCAAAGACAUCGACCUCAUCUUCCUCAGGGGCAUCAUGGAGAGUCCCAUUGUACGGUCACUCGUCAAGGUAGCAUACACACAUAGGGGAGAACACACAGAGACUGACUCACACACUGACCAAAGGCUGGCUCCCCGCUAAGGUACUAAUCUAUCACCAUGCUAAUACGUAACACAACACUGAUGGUUGCCCUGAUGGUCACAAUGACACAAGUCACACAUACACUGCACACACACACACACACACACACACACACACUCUAACCCAGGGGUGUCAAACUCAUUCCACGGAAGGCCUAGUGUCUGCAGAUAUUUUUUUUUUUUUUCAAUUAAGACCUAGACAACCAGGUGAGGGGAUUUCUUUACUAAUUAGUGACCUUAAUUCAUCAAUCAAGUAGAAGGGAGGAGCGAAAACCCACAGACACUCGGCCCUCCGUGGAAUGAGUUUGACACGUGCUCUAACCCAUAUACAGUGCACUGAUCUGACAUAUUCAUAUUCACAUUGGUGAGGUGGGUUAUUCACUGCUAAACAGGAUGAUGUCAGGAAGAUGAGUUCCAGCUGCUCUCCCAAUCCCAGGCAGCCACGGGCCUGUUGGUGACUGUCACAGCCUGGGGAGGGGGAUGGGGUCACAGGGCUGCCUGUGUGGGGUGCCCCUGGAGGUCUCUCUCCGUCACCAGACUGACCCCCCUGGUGACAGAUACUCUGACCACUGGAGUGAACUCCUGCCCCAAAAUAGUCAGCUGUCCAAGUGGAGGGGGGGACUUCCUCAUCAGAAUACCACCACAGAACCCUCACUCAACAACACAACUUACUGACACGUGCACCACAAGGCAAUCUAACACAAGUUCACUCAAUGGCAAGGGGACCCAACCAACCACAACAAUGGUUAGAACACCACUAUCUAUCUACCAGUGAACCACUUCCUCCCAUGUCUAUAUGACCUGUAUAACCUUUAAUCUCUGACCCCCGCAGGCCCACGAGCGAUUGGAGGACGUGAGGCUGGAGGCGGUGCAGGACAACAACGUGGAGCUGGUCACAGACAUCCUGGGUGACAUCACCGCCCUCAGCGUCCGCGACGACAGCGCAGCGGAACUCUCCCGAAUCCUCCAGGAGCCCCACUUCCAGGUGAGGAACCCAGUCACUAACGUUAAAGGUUAUAGUUGAUGCUAAUGCUAGCCUUUAUUUCUUGGUUCUUCUUGUGAAUCUGAAAGCAUUGGCUACACUCUUAGAAAAAAGGGUUCCAAAAAGGUUAUUCGACUGUCCCUGUAGGAGAACUCUUUUGGGAUUCAUGUAGAACCCUUUCGGGAAAGGGUUUUACCUAGAACACAAUAGGGUUCUACCUGGAACCAUAAAGGGUUCUUCAAAGGGUUCUCCUAUGGGGACAAUUUUGGAUUUAGGAUUGGGCAAAAGAUGAGCAGAAAAUGUUAUGGUGUUAUUCAAUGUUGAUGGUUCUAUAUUGGUACAUGUACAUGCAUCUCAACUCCUGUCAUGAAAGGGGAGAUGGUUUAGGAUCAAAUCCCUCCCCUAGAAUACUGACCUCUAUCCAUCGACCUAUCAGAGGACUUAGAGGGCUUUUCAGAGUGUGAACCAAUAGGAUUAUAUCUUUGAGAAGGGAAUAUCUCUGCUCCAAUCAGAAGCAUGCAUGCUGUCAGCUCAGCGAUAAGACCUUGAUAUGAGGGAGAGAGAGAUUGUGUAUGACAGUUUUACGGUGUAGGCUAUGUUUGGAGUUAUGAUGUUCUGUCCUCCCUUACUCAGCCGUCACUUAACAACAUGACUUUCACAUCAAUACAUCUCUCUCUCUUCAUUUAGCAGAAUGUGUCAAAUUACAUCAUUUUUUCUUCUUCUUUUCCAUCUGUUUAAACUAGGCUGUUUUUCUCCCCUGUGUCAGGCCUUACAUACACACACGCUCGCACGCAUGCACACCCACCUACUGCCACCUUCUCCAAGGAGGGAAGAGAGAACUGGGAAGGAGUGAGGGAGGGUUUGGGGUUUAAGAUAAAUGUUUCCAUCCUUGUAAUUGUAUGUGGGACAUUAUUUUGGUGUAGCCUAAUCUUUUUUUUUUACUUCAGAAAAGGACUGGUGUGCAUGAUGUAAAACACAACUUCCAAUUCACAGCUUAAGACAACGAACACAAUUUAUAACCUCAAUUUAUAACCUUCUCCUGCUCAUUCCCUUUCUCUUUCUCUCUCUCUCCCCAUCUCUCUCUCUCUCUCUCCCCAUCUCUCUCUCUCUCUCCCCAUCUCUAUCUCUCUCCCCAUCUCUCUCUCUCUCUCUCUCUCUCUCUCUCUCUCUCUCUCUCUCUCUCUCUCUCUCUCUCUCUCUCUCUCUCUCUCUCUCUCUCUCUCUCUCUCUCUCUCUCUCUCUCUCCCCCCCCAUCUCUCUCAAUUCAAUUCAAUUUAAGGGCUUUAUUGACAUGGGAAACGUAUGUUAACAUUGCCAAAGCAAGUGAAGUAGAUAGUAAACAAAAUUGAAAUAAACAAUAAAUAUUAACAGUAAACAUUACACUCAGAAGUUCCAAAAGAAUAAAGACAUUUCAAAUGUCAUAUUAUGUAUAUAUACAGUGUUGUAACAAUGUGCAAAUAGUUAAAGUACAAAUGGGAAAAUAAAUAAAUAUGGGUUGUAUUUACAAUGGUGUUUGUUCUUCACUGGUUGCCCUUUUCUUGUGGCAACAGGUCACACAUCUUGCAGCUGUGAUGGCACACUGUGGUUUUUCACCCAGUGGAUAAGGGAAUUUAUCAAAAUUGGGUUUGUUUUCGAAUUCUUUGUGGAUCGCUGUAAUCUGAGGGAAAUAUGUGUCUCCUAAUAUGGUCAUACAUUUGGCAGGAGGUUAGGAAGUGCAGCUCAGUUUCCACCUCAUUUUAUGUCUUCUCUUGAGAGCCAGGUCUGCUUAUUGUGGCCUUUCUCAAUAGCAAGGCUAUGCUCACUGAAUCUGUACAUAGUCAAAGCUUUCCUUAAAUUUGAGUCAGUCACAGUGGUCAGGUAUUCUUCCACUGUGUACUCUCUGUUUAGGGCCAAAUAGCAUUCUAAUUUGCUCUGUUUUAUUGUUUGUUCUUUCCAAUGUGUCAAGUAAUUCUCUUUUUGUUUUCUCAUUUACAUUUUAGUCAUUUAGCAGACGCUCUUAUCCAGAGUGACUUACAGUUAGUGAGUGCAUACAUGUUUUUAUUUUGUUAUUUUUCAUACUGGCCCCCCGUGGGAAUCGAACCCACAACCCUGGCGUUGCAAACGCCAUGCUCUACCAACUGAGCUACAUCCCUGCUGGCCAUUCCCUCCCCUACCCUGGACGACGCUGGGCCAAUUGUGCGCCGCCCCAUGGGUCUCCCGGUCACGGCCAGCUACGACAGAGCCUGGAUUCGAACCAGGAUCUCUAGUGGCACAGCCUUAGACCACUGCGCCACUCGGGAGACCAUAUUGCCACAAGCACGAUUUGGUUGGGUCUAAUUGUGUUGUUGUUGUCCUGGGGCUCUGUGGGGUCUGUUUGUGUUUGUGAACAGAGCCCCAGGACCAGCUUACUUAGGGGACUCUUCUCCAAGUUCAUCUCUCUGUAGGUGAUGGCUUUGUUAUGGAAGGCUUGGGAAUCGCUUUCUUUUAAGUGGUUAUAGAAUUUAACGGCUCUUUUCUGGAUUUUGAUAAUUAGCGGGUAUUGGCCUAAUUCUUCUCUGCAUGCAUUAUUUUGUGUUUUUCGUUGUACACAGAGGAUAUUUUUGCAGAAUUCUGCAUGCAGUCUCAAUUUGGUGUUUGUCCCAUUUUGUGAAUUAUUGGUUGGUGAGCGGACCCCAGACCUCACAACCAUAAAGGGCAAUGGGUUCUAUAACUGAUUCAAGUAUUUUUAGCCAAAUCCUAAUUGCUCUCUCGCUCCCUCUCUCUCUCUCUCUCUCUCUCCCCCUCCAUCCCACUCUCUCUCCCCCUCUAUCUAUCCAUCCCUCUCUCUCUCUUCCCCUCUUAGUCCCUCCUGGAGGCCCAUGACAUGGUAGCCUCUAAGUGCUAUGAGGCCGUGCCCCCAGCAGAGCUGUCCAAUGAGGCGCUGGUGAACAGUGCUCUGAUGCAGGCUGACGCUGUACGCAUGAUCGGCAUCCGCAAGAAGGCUGGAGAACCACUGGUGAGAGAGAAAGGGAGAUGGUGGGAGAUGGAAGGGGAUGGAGAGAGACGGAGGGAGACGAGGGGCACGGAGGGAGACAGUGUGCACAUAUUAGGUUGUUUGUGCGUGUGUGUGCGAGCGUGUGUGUGUGUGUGUUUCUGCAUCUCUGUAAUAUAAUUUCAUUGACCUACCGUUCCUUCCUUCUCUCAGGGAGUGACGUUCAGAGUGGAGAAGGAGGAGCUGGUCAUCGCUAGGAUCCUCCACGGAGGGAUGAUUGACAGUCAGGGUCUGCUGCACGUGGGUGACAUCAUAAAGGAAGUGAAUGGGCGGGACGUAGGGAACAACCCCACUGAGCUGCAGGAGAUGCUGAAGGACUGCAGUGGAGGAAUCACUCUGAAGAUACUGCCUAGUUAUAGAGAUGCACCUGCCCCACCACAGGUACACACACACACACACACACACACACACACACACACACACACACAGGAACAAACACAUGGAUGCAAACGUGUGCCCUCUCUCACAUCAAGCAUUUAUGCUCUCUCUCUCUUUCAAUUCAAUUUCAAUUCAAUUUAAGGGCUUUAUUGGCAUGGGAAACAUAUGUUAACAUUGCCAAAGCAAGUGAAGUAGAUAAUAAACAAAAGUGAAAUAAACAAUACAAAUUAACAGUAAACAUUACACUCAAAAGUUCCAAAAGAAUAAAGACAUUUCAAACGUAAUAUUAUGGAAAAUAAGUCAACAUAAAUAUAGGUUGUAUUUACAAUGGUAUUUGUUCUUCACUGGUUGCCCUUUUCUUGUGGCAACAGGUCACAAAUCUUGUUGCUGCGAUGGCACACUGUGGUAUUUCACCCAAUAGAUAUGGGAGUUUAUCAAAAUUGGGUUUGUUUUUGAAUUCUUUGUGUGUCUGUGUAAUCUGAGGGAAAUAUGUCUCUAAUAUGGUCAUACAUUUGGCAGGAGGUUAGUAAGUGCAGCUCAGUUUCCACCUAAUUUUGUGGGCAGUGGGCACAUAGCCUGUCUUCUCUUGAGAGCCAGGUCUGCUUAUUGUGGCCUUUCUCAAUAGCAAGGCUAUGCUCACUGAAUCUGUACAUAGUCAAAGCUUUCCUUAAAUUUGAGUCAGUCACAGUGGUCAGGUAUUCUGCCACUGUGUACUGUCUGUUUAGGGCCAAAUAGCAUUCUAGUUUGCUCUGUUUUUUUGUUAAUUCUUUCCAAUGUGUCAAGUAAUUAUCUUUUUGUUUUCUCAUGAUUUGGUUGGGUCUAAUUGUGUUGCUGUCCUUGGGGUCUGUUUGUGUUUGUGAACAGAGCCCCAGGACCAGCUUGCUUAGGGGACUCUUCUCCAAGUUCAUCUGUCUGUAGGUGAUGGCUUUGUUAUGGAAGGUUUGGGAAUCGCUUCCUUUUAGGUGGUUGUAGAAUCUGUGUCUCUGUGUCUCUGUGUCUCUGUGUCUCUGUGUCUCUGUGUCUCUCUCUCUCUCUCUCUCUCUCUCUCUCUCUCUCUCUCUCUCUCUCUCGCUCUCUCGCUCUCUCGCUCUCUCGCUCUCUCUUCCCCCCCGCCCCCCAGACUGCUCCUACUUGGCUGGCUGUGUAACAUCUGCAGAUGUUGGCUGGUGGUGAAGUUAGUCCUGGGGCAGUCCCAGAAUGCCCUGCUCUGGAAUCUAAACCCUGGCUGGGAGCCCUGUUUAUAACUCUCUACAUGACAUCUGGGCCAGGGACACACUCUCACAGACACGGGCACGUAGACACACACACUCUCACAGAUACGCACACAGACACACACAUAUAUACACAAACGCACAGUUACUGCACUCUGGCAUGCUUGCUCACAUACACAUAUGCACUGUACACACACUCACAUCUAAGAUUUCCCUGACCCAUGCUCUACAUCUAGUGCACACACACAUGCUGCUCAUGCUGAACAGACACACACCCACACUGUACACCCUCACACACCAUUUCAAAUGUCACACACACAUCCAGUCCGGAUCUUGUUUCAGUGUUUCCGUCUGGCAGUGUAAGCUGAGACAGUGCUCAGACCAUGUACCUCUCCUGGCAAAUACCACUGUUGGUGUGAACAUCUGUGGUCUGUCCUGCACUAGAUAUAUCCCAUAUAGUGUGUGUGUGUGAACAGCAUGACCUUCACCCCAAUACAUUCCAGUGCAUGUGUGUACAAUAUACAGUGCAUUGGGAAAGUAUUCAGACCCCUUGACCUUUUCCACAUUUUGUUAUGUUACAGCCGUAUUCUAAGAUGGAUUCAAUUGUUUUUCCCCCUCAUCAAUCUGCAUACAAUACCCCAUAAUGACAAAGCAUAAACAGGUUUUUAGAUUUCUUUUUAUAUAUACUGUAUAUAUAUAUUUUUUAAAAACGUAAAUAUGACAUUUACAUAAGUAUACAGACCCUUUACUCAGUACUUUGUUGAAGCACCUUUGACAGCGAUUACAGCCUCUAGUCUUCUUGGGUAUGACGCUACAAGCUUGGCACACCUGUAUUUGGGGAUAUUCACCCAUUCUUCUCUGCAGAUCCUCUCAAGCUCUGUCAGGUUGGAUGGGGAGCGUCACUGCACAGCUAUUUUCAGGUCUCUCCAGAGAUGUUCGAUCAGGUUCAAGUCCGGGCUCUGGCUGGGCCACUCAAGGACAUUCAGAGACUUGUCUCGAAGCAUUUUACAUUUACAUUUUAGUCAUUUAGCAGACGCUCUUAUCCAGAGCGACUUUACAGUUAGUGAGAGCAUACAUUUUUUUUCAUACUGGCCCCCCGUGGGAAUUGAACCCACAACCCUGGUGUUGCAAGCGCCAUGCUCUACCAACUGAGCUACACGAAGCCACUCCUGCGUUGUCUUGGCUUUGUGCUUAGGGUCGCUGUCCUGUUGAAAGGUGAACCUUCGCCCCAGUCUGAGGUCCUGAGCGCUCUGGAGCAUGUUUUCAUCAAGGAUCUCUCCGUACUUUGCUCCGUUCAUCUUUCCCAAGAUCCUGACUAGUCUCCCAGUCCCUGCCGCUGAAAACAUCCCCACAGCAUGAUGCUGCCACCACCAUGCUUCACCGUAGGGAUGGUGCCUGGUUUCCUCCAGACGUGACGCUUGGCAUUCAGGCCAAAGAGUUUAAUCUUGGUUUCAUCAGACCAAAGAAUCUUGUUUCUUGUGGUCUGAGAGUCCUUUGGGUGCCUUUUGGCAAACUCUAAGCGGACUGUCAUGUGCCUUUUACUGAGGAGUGGCUUCCAUCUGGCCACUCUACCAUAAAGGCCUGAUUGGUGGAGUGCUGCAGAGAUUGUUGUCCUUCUGGAAGGUUCUCCCAUCUCCACAGUGGAACUCUGGAGCUCUGUCAGAGUGACCAUCGGGUUCUUGGUCACCUCCCUGACCAAGGCCCUUCUCCCCCGAUUGCUCAGUUUGGCUGGGCGGCCAGCUCUAAGAAGAGUCUUGGUGGUUCCAAACUUCUUCCAUUUAAGAAUGAUGGAGGCCACUGUGUUCUUGGGGACCUUCAAUGCUGCAGAAGUCUUUUGGUACCCUUCCCCAGAUCUGUUCCUCGACACAAUCCUGUCUCGGAGCUCUAUGAACAAUUCCUUCGACCUCAUGGCUUGGUUUUUGCUGUGACAUGCACUGGCAACUGUGGGACUUUCCAAAUCAUAUCCAAUCAAUUGAAUUUACCACAGGUGGACUCCAAUCAAGUUGUAGAAACAUCUCAAGGAUGAUCAAUGGAAACAGGAUGCACCUGGGCUCAAUUUCGAGUGUCAUAGCAAAGGGUCUGAAUACUUAAGGUAUUUCUGUUUAUUAAUCUUUAAUACAUUUGCAAAAAAUUCUAAAAACCUGUUUUCGCUUUGUCAUUAUGGGUUAUUGUGUGUAGAUUGAUGAGGAUUUGUUUUUAUUUAAUCCAUUUUAGAAUAAGGCAGUAACGUAACAAAAUGUUGAAAAAGGGAAGGGGUCUGAAUGCUUUCCGAAGGCAGUGUAUACAUGCACUUAAAGGGGGCAGAACUCACCGAUUUUUACCUGGACUUUUCUGCGGCUCAUUAAGAAAAACCAGAUUUGCGUCUUGUGGGUGUGGUUUGAUGUGUGGGUGUGGUUUGAUGUGUGGGUGUGGUUUGAUGUGUGGGUGUGGUUUGGUGUGGUUUGAUGUGGGUGUGGUUUGAUGUGUGGGUGUGGUUUGAUCUUUAUAUCAUAUCCUGGCAGUUAUUGUUGUUUGUCCCUCUUAAGUCAUAGCAACUACAAAGCCACUACCACUUCCUUAAAAUAGUCAGAAUUAAUCUAAAAUAAAUCAAGAAAUCUAAUAAAUGUUAACAUUUUUGCCAAGGAGGCCUUAGUCAUGCAAUUUUACAUCUAACUAGUUUGGUGCAGUAUUUCUCAAGUAAAAACAUGUGCAUGAAAAUUGUCUGUAUGCACUGCAGACAGUAUCGAGUCAGCUUCUGCUGGCUACACUCACGACUGUUUUCUGAAAACGUGUAUACAACUUCAUCAUCAGCAAACUGUCAAACUAUUGUAAAUCAUGCACAAGCUACACACUGUUUAUCAGUGCCCAAAAUCACUAGCUAGCUAAGUUCCAUCUAUGUGUUUGUCAAUGAAGUUAGCUAGCAGGCACAUUGAGCCAGCAGGCCACGUUAGCUAAAUCAGCUUAUCAAGUCACUGGCGAGUGGUGACGUGUGCUUCGGUGCCGUUUUGUUUUACAACUUUCUCACUAUUUAUUACCAGGGUGUGCGUCUUUCUGUUUCAUAGUGAAUCAUGUUACAAAACAGGUCGUGGCAGGACACAAGAAUUUCCCAAUUGGCAGUUGGGAUGCAAGUGCGCAUCGUCUCAAUUUGUCCAAAACAGUGGCAGACUCUAGUGAUCACUAUCAAACACAUCAACAAGUGGCCACGCCGUAAAGGGCUUAGGGUCCAAGUGUUCUUUCAACACAACAUUGGCGACGUGUUGUCUUACGUUAACAAGUCCGAGUCUGAGGUGCUCCGAUUGGAUAGAGCGCAAUCAGCGCAGCUGUUUCUCAGUGCAUGACCAUUGUCCCUAGGCGUUACAAUCCCAAGUUAGUGGGCAAGUGGGCAUGAUUGUAAUCCAAACCCAACCCUCAUGUAGGCUCUCACUGGGUACACACUGGUUGAAUCAACGUUGUUUCCACGUCAUUUCAAUGAAAUGACGUUGAACAAACAUGGAAUAGACAUUGAAUUGACGUCUGUGCCCAGUGGGCUAAGUCUUGACUACCUCAGUUACACAGAUCUCACAAAACUCAGUUUUGGAAUAUACUGACUUUGGAAUGUACUGACCCCAAUGAUCUUACAUUUUUUUUGUAAAUUUUGGCACUGAAAUAAAUGUUUCUGACUAAUAUCUAUGCCACAUUGGCCGUUUUCAACCUGAGAAGUUGGUUUUUGCUUUCAGUUGCCCUUUAAUGCUGUUUUAAACCAAAACUUCAGUCUAAUCUCUAACACUUCUUCAAAACGCAAAUCAUUACACCAACAUUAUCUACCUAGCUGUUGUACAUAGAGAGAGACAGAUUUACUUGAUUUAGUUUUAGUUUGGUUGUAGAAGCACCAUUGAUUACCAUCAAACCUCUCUUUUCUCAGGUGUACGUACAGCCACACUUUGACUACGAUCCAGCCAAUGACCAUCUGAUCCCGUGUCGAGAGGCGGGGAUUGGCUUCAAGAGGGGGGACCUCCUUCAGAUCGUCAACAGAGAGGACCCCAACUGGUGGCAGGUGAUGAUGAUGAUGAUGAUGAUGAUGACGUGUUUCUAGAGGACAUUCUCCUCCACAGCUUUUACACAUCCACCUACAGACUACAUCCUCAACAACAUCAAGAAACUGUUUUUAUGCACUGGUUUUUAAUGUUGUCUACUGGUUGUUCACUGUACUCUAAUGGUUUGUACUGGUCUCUACUGGUUGGUUUUGUAUUGGUUUCUAUAAAUAGUAAAUAAGAUGUUUUAUUGUCACAUACACUGGACAGGUGCAGUGAAAUGUGUUGUUUUACAUGGUCAGUCAUAGUAGUAGUACAGCAUCCCUGGAGCAAAUAAGGGUUAAGUGCCUUGCUCAAGAGCACAUGGACAGACUUUUCGGCUCGGGUUUUCGAACCAGCGGCUCCCUGGUUUUACUAGUUUCUACUGAUUGUAUACUGAUUUCUACUGGUUGUAUACGGAUUUCUAUUGGUUGAGUGAGACAGUGAUUCUGUCGUCUGAUGUGCUCUGUCCUGUGCUAGGCAUGUCAUGUGGUUGGUGGAGCCACUGGACUGAUCCCCAGUCAGUUUCUGGAGGAGAAGAGGAAAGCCUUCGUCCCACGAGACUUUGACGGCUCAGGUAGGCUUUACUUUGCCUCUUCACUCCAUUCUCUGCAAGAUUUGCUAAACUGACAAAAGACUUCAACCAACCAAGUCAUAGACUGUUCUGUCUGCUACCACUUGGCAAGCUGUACCGGAGCACCAAGUCUGGGACCAAAAGGCUCCUGAACAGGGCACCAAGUCUGGGACCAAAAGGCUCCUGAACAGAGCACCAAGUCUGGGACCAAAAGGCUCCUGAAUAGCUUCUACCCCCAAGCCAUAAGACUGCUGAACAGUUCAUCAAAUGGCCACCCUGACUAUUUGCAUUGACCCCCUUUUUAUUUGCACUGACUAUCUUGUACCAACUCUCUAUUAACACUCACUGGACUCUACCCACACACUCACACAUACUUACACUGAUACUCCAACACACACACACACACACACACACACACACACACACACACACACACACACACACACACACACACACACACACUACAUACGUUCACACACACACACACACAUGCAUAUUGACGCCACACACACACACACAUAGACACACUUUCACACUCUUUCACACUCUUCACCAUACACUGCUGCUACUCUGUUUAUUAUCUAUCCUGAUUGCUCAGUCACUUUUACUUUUACCCCUACCUACAUGUACUAUACCACCUCGUACUCGGUACCAGUACUCCUUGUAUAUAGUCUCUUUAUUGUUAUUUUAUUGUGUUACUGUCUAUUUAAAAAUGUGUUGCACAUUUUUCGUAAUUUUUAAUUCUGCAUUGUUGGGAAAGGGCUCGUAAAUAAACAUUUCACGAUAAAGUCUACACCUGUUGUAUUCGCCGCAUGUGAUAAAUACAAUUUGAUUUGAACCGAGCUGACUGGCUCAUGCUCUGAGCAACUUUGAGAGGACCUUUUCCAUAAUGCAUCCAUGACAGUGGAGAGUACUUACUUGAAAUAGUUUAGUUUGUCUUUACACUGUUAGGUAGCCUUGCCUGCCAGGCUGAGGCCAGCCAAUGAGGUCAUGAGAUAAUGAUUUAAUAGAUUGUUACCUUAGAAUGGGUUGAGCAUGCCCCCUUGUGGCCUUCAGAUUCAAAGUCAGAUAGGGAAGACUUGCUUGCACUUGUAUUGUGUGUUUAUGUGUGUACUGAUGUGUGUGUUAAUGUGUGUAUUGAUGUGUGUUUAGGUGUGUAUUGAUGUGUGUUUAUGUCUUUAUUGAUGUGUGUAUUGAUGUGUGUUUAUGUGUAUAUGUAUGUUUUUAGGUGUGUAUUGAUGUGUAUUUAUGUGUGCAUUGAUGUUUGUAUUGGUGUGUGUAUAGAUGUAUGUUGAUAUGCAUUGUUGUGUAUUGAUGUGUGCAUUGAUGUGUGUAUGGUUGUGUAUUGAUAUGUAUUUAUGUGUAUUGAUGUGUGUAUUGAUGUGUGUAUUGAUGUGUAUUGAUGUUUGUACUGAUGUUUAUGUGUAUUGAUGUUUGUGUUGAUGUGUGUCAACAGGGAUCCUGUGCGGUACGAUAACUGGAAAGAAAAAGAAGAAAAUGAUGUACCUAACAGCCAGGAACGCAGGUAAGCAUUCAUACCUGUCUCUCAUUGGCUAAAUCUGUCAUGGCUCAUUCUUGUCAUUGGUUGUUUGUGCUGGGGCUCACUCUUUUACUUCCUGACUGUGUAGUUCCCCAUUUACUGAUCAGCGGUUUAUGUCCACAUUCCCUUCCCUCAUUGACUGACAACUCUACAUUCUCCUGUCUGAUUUGCUAACUCUUCUGUGUUCCUCUCUGUGAUUGGCUGAGGGCAGAGUUUGACAGGUAUGAGCUGCAGAUCUAUGAGGAGGUGGCCAAGAUGCCCCCGUUCCAGAGGAAGACCCUGGUUCUGAUUGGAGCCCAGGGAGUGGGCCGCCGUAGCCUCAAGAACCGACUGGUGGUCCUCAACCCAACACGCUUCGGAACCACCAUCCCCUGUGAGUCUGGAACCCAUACUGUUCUAAUUCUAUUUCUAUGCUAGAACCCCCUCCCCCUCCAGAACCUAAUGGACCACUGUACGCUCAGUACUCUCUGUCAGAACAGACAGAAACCCAAUAGAACGUUUCAUUUGAAUGCUUUAAGUCAGACUGACUUGUGAGCUUCCCCCAAUUCUCCACUCUGCUCUUCUCUCAUUCAUGUGCAUUCUCUGUCUUCUCUUAUCUCUCCUCCCUCUCUCUUCUCUUAUCUCUCCUCCCUCUCUCUUCUCUUAUCUCUCCUCCCUCUCUCUUCUCUUCUCUCUAACUCUCUCUCUGUUCUUGUCGCUCCUCUCCUCCACCCACUGCUCCUCCCUCAGUCACCUCCCGUCGUCCCCGUGACGAUGAGCUGGAUGGUAACUCAUACCAGUUCGUGACGCGGACGGAGAUGGAGGCGGACGUGAAGGCGGGCCGUUACCUGGAGCACGGGGAGUACGACGGGAACCUCUACGGAACCAAGAUGGACUCCAUCCAUGAGGUGGUGGACACGGGCCGCACCUGCAUCCUGGACGUCAACCCACAGGUCACAAUCAAAUCAAACUUUGUAGUGCAUUUAAAAAGUGCAACAUAGUUUUACUGUAAAACAACACCUUUCAACUACAGACAGAAUCCUAGUAUGAGAUACUGUACAUGAUAUGUGUCUGUCUGCCUGUCUGUCUGUGGAUGUCUGCCUGUCUGUCUGUGUGGAUGUCUGCCUGCCAGCCUGCCUGCCUGUGGAUGUCUGUCUGUCAGUCUGUGGAUGUCUGUCUGUGGAUGUCUGUGGAUGUCUGUCUGCCUGUCUUUGUCACCUUUAGCUGGUUCACUGACCCUCUCUCUGUCUGGACUGUAGGCUCUGAAGGUACUAAAGACAGCAGAGUUCAUGCCGUAUGUGGUGUUCAUCGCAGCACCAGAGUUUGAGACGCUCAAGGCCAUGCACAAAGCUACGGUGGACGCCGGAAUCACCACCAAACAACUCACGGUCAGGACCUUUUCCUGGGCAUAGACACUGAGCCACUUAUUCCUAGAGUAUUUUCACAUGUUGCUUUCUGGUAUCCUUCCAUUGUAAAGUGAUUUUAGGUCGUAAUGCAGGUUUUUCUGGAACAUUCUCUCGCUAGAACACACAACACUCACAUAGUGUACUUGUUACCCAUACUGCAUCACAGUAAGGUUCACACAUAGAGACAAAGGCACACACUCACCCUCUGUCUCUGUCCCUGUCAGGAUGUGGAUCUGAGGAAGACUGUUGAUGAGAGUGCUCGUAUCCAGAGGGCCUACAACCACUACUUCGACCUCACCAUCACCAACGACAACCUGGACCGCGCCUUCGAGAUGCUACAGGCUGCCGUCGACAAACUCUGCUCCGAACCACAGUGGGUCCCCAUCAACUGGGUCUACUGAACCCCAACCGGACACUGUCUGACUGGAUCAACUUGACUGUGUGUGUGUGUGUGCUCCACCACCGAGGCGGGGGAAAGGACAGGAGAAAGGGGGUUUGUCAUCUGAGGUACUUUGACGUGGGGGAAGCCAACCAACUAAACCAACCGCCUCCUCUCUCCCUACUUCCUGCAAACAAUGCAACUCUUUUCUACUAGAAACUCAAAGGGAAAGAGUUCUUAUAUAUUUUAGUAUUUUGUAACUUUUUACGAAAGAUAUUUCUAUUCAUACCAACUUGGAAUUCAAAAACAUGAAAAAAUAAACAUUUUGGCCAUAUUUUUUUAUUUAUUUGUUGUUGUUUGUUUUUUUGUAGUUGUUCCCCCGAGAACGAAUUCUGUUUUUUUUUCUUCUUCUCCGUGGACUGCUCUAGAAAGAGUAUUUAUUAUUGCUAUAUCAACACAGGUCAAGAAUGAAGAUGAGACACUAUGGAAUAUUCCAGAACUCUGAACAGUGUUGCCAAGGAAACCUGUUUACGGUGCAUGUCAUUGCCAUGACAACUAGUGUCUCAGACCGAAUCCUGUGGACCUUCCUUGUGUGAUUGUCGUAGACCCCCCCUCCAAAUAUCCUACAGUGUACUGUAGUAGGCUACCCCCUGAUCUGCUUGUAUUUACCUCUUUAGAAUUGUGACCUCAGCAAAAAUGAUCUUGUCUGAAUAUCUAUCCCUCACAUCCUACAAAGAGAAUGAAAGGAAAAUAACUUUACGCUUUACAUUGUGCUUUGAUCCUGAUAUUCAAUAGUACAUUGUCUGUGUUUCACUGUGUUUCUUUCUUUGAGUUUUUAUUUUAUUACCGUAGGAUUCACUGUCUUUCGUUGCUAUGAUGAUACUUUUUAGCUUAGUGACAUUUCUUGUCUCCUGUGAUCUUUGCUUUGUGUUGUUUUCUAUAUUGAACAGACUACAUCCUGUUUUUACCACUCACCAUCUACCCUGAUCUGUAUGUAAGGUGUUGUGUUUUUUAAAAUCUGUUGAUGUGGCACAAAACAUUGCUAUCCCACAGUCCUCUCCUCCAGUGUCACAAAGCGCCAAAGCCCUCCUGUGCUGUAACCCAAAUACUACAUUCUGACUGUUUUCUGUGGUCAUUCUGAAAGACGUCCCAACUUGUGUCCAACAACAGACUUGUGUUUUGAAACACAUCUCUAAUAGCAAUACAUUGUUACAUUAAAUUUACAGAAAUUCAUCUGGAAAGUUUUUGUCCAUUGUUGUUUUGGGUGAUGGCUAUGUUUAGUUAAUAUUUAAUGAGAUCAUAUUUAAAGCCAUUUAGAGACAAUGGAUGGUUCAUAAAUAUACAGUAUAUUUGAUUAAAAACACAGAAUGCAUAGUUUUGUGGCAGCAUUGCAACUAUGUAGAAUUGUGAAAUGACUAAAUGCAACAUAUUGAUAUACAGUGGGGAAAAAAAAGUAUUUAGUCAGCCACCAAUUGUGCAAGUUCUCCCACUUAAAAAGAUGAGAGAGGCCUAUAAUUUUCAUCAUAGGUACACGUCAACUAUGACAGACAAAUUGAGGAAAAAAAAUCCAGAAAAU
This is a messenger RNA of Coregonus sp. 'balchen', 31530 nucleotides long. The record is from the annotation of a GenBank genome assembly. Lineage: Eukaryota; Metazoa; Chordata; Actinopteri; Salmoniformes; Salmonidae.